UUUAAAUUAUAUUAAAGAUGGUGCUAAGAAAACAAAGGUAAGCAAAAUAGCUGACCAUUAUGCUUUAUUGAAGGAACAUAGAUGAUUUUUAUCUAAAAAUAAUUUGAUAGACUAGAAGAGAAUAUUAGCAUUUUCUUUUAAUUUUAAGGCAAUUUCAAGUAGCUUCACUGAGGACUUUCAAUCAAUUAGCAUUAUACAGAGAAAGAUCAUGACAAAUAGAGCUAUACACAAUCCCUUAACUUUCUUCUCUACCCUUCUAGCCUUAACUUUGCUCCCAGCUCUUCUAACUAAACUUUAUGAUAUUUCCAAAAACUCUGAUCCUAAAUUUCCCUGAUCUUGAAUAAUUUCAUAAAGCCUAGCUCAUUAACUAAAUUCCUAUUCUCUCAAUUGUAUUACCAAAAUCCAUAAAAAUAUAGGCAGAAGGGAUCAGCAGUAAAUCUAAGCAGGGCUCGGCAGACAAGGCUUGAUUACAUGAAGAAACGCCUUGAAAAAAGAUUUCAGCAAGAGAUUAAUCGGAAAAAUGAAGCAAGAUCAGUAGAGAAUUUACCUAUUAGCAUGCAGGAAAAUAGACUCUCCAAUGGCUACAUUGCUGCUUAUGCCUGAGGCCCACUUACCAGGCAACGGUAUAUUAAUGAACGCAUGGAGAUCGAGCUAGCCAAUUUUAAAAUUGAGGUGAAAUAAGAGAUUUGAAAACAGUCAAAUCACUACUUGGAAAUUCCCUAGAAAGCCCAAUGAUUCUCCUGAGCGUGAGGCUACUUUUGAGAGAGGUAAUUAUAAUCUGAAGGACCAGAAGAUGAUAGAUCAGUGGAAUACAAUUGAUAAUUAUUAUAAGAAAAGAAUGAAAUACAAAACAAACAAGCCGCAUAUCCAAGUCCCGUCUCAAGGAGAAUCAGGGAAUAAUUACACUGAGCCAACUAUUGAUAUCAGUGAACCUCCUGAGUUAAGAAACUCGCAUAAUAUGUCUACUAGGGCUAAAAUACCUGAGAAAAUCAAGUUUCAAGAGAAAACAAUAAAAUUUGACUUUUCUAAGUUGAGAGAGGAGAAAUUUCAUGAUUUUUACCACAAGAAUAACAAAAGUGUGGAGACAACCAGAAUUCAUAAAGAUUCUUCACGUAAUAAAACUCAGAAGUUGAACUUAUUUAAUAAUCCAAGUAAUCGCUCACGAAGUGGCAAAAAGAGAAGCCAGAUUCAAACCAAUUACAUCAAAUCUUUGAUUAAGAGCAAUACUGAGCUACAGGAAGCUAAUAAACCAAAGAAGUUUUAUGCAACAAUAGCUCAAAGUUAUGAACGGGCAUCUUCAAAGUCAGGCAGGAGUAAUCGUCGGGCGAACCUUAACAGAAAGAAGUAUGAAAAGAGGAGCAACAAGAGUAAAGAGUUCAUUGCUGAAGCGAAGCGGCUGGACAGCAUCAGGACUAACAACUUAAAUAUGUUGAAAAAUAAGUAUAACAUGAGUAGGAAUAUCCAAGACAAAAUUUACAGAAGUGGGACUGGAGAGAUAUCCCUCCAUCAUCUAGCUUCAAUAAACAAGCCGCCUAUCAGUGAUGGAAGAAACACCGAUGAUUAUAUAAGAGCGACCACAAGGAGGAAAAAGAGUUCAAAUAAAUAAAUCUGAGAAGAAGUCCAUGCUUUUCAAUAUAAUCCCUUCUUACACCAUCAGCAUGGACUCAUCUAAUAAAUCAAAUAUCAACUGAUAUGACAAGAAUGUCGUUGGGAAGUUCGAUAUUCAGAAGACAUAUAAUAUUUCCACAAAUGCAUCUAAUAGGAACAACCUGACUUUAACAGAUAAAAUUUCAACAUCGAGGUACAAAUCUCACCGGAAAGCCAAUAAGUCAACAGCUAUUGGGGAUAAGAAAACCCAGUUCAUACCGCCUAAAGGAGAUAGCACAAAGAGGAGCUUCUCAGGCAACAAGCAUAAUCCUGUCUUUGCACUCGGCAUUACAAGAAGGAAAAAGAAGAAAUAAU
Messenger RNA from Moneuplotes crassus, 1962 nucleotides. NCBI's taxonomy places the organism in Eukaryota, Ciliophora, Spirotrichea, Euplotida, Euplotidae. The record is from the annotation of a GenBank genome assembly.